ACUACGCGCGAUAUCCUUGAGAAUUCUACAGAACCUUCUGCUCCUAGAAAGUAGAUUCUCUCCUUUCUGUUGAACCAAUUAACCCACCCUCACUCCUACGUUUUCAAGACUGAAUUAAUCAACCAAGCUUCUUCCAGAAGCCUCACCUCCAACGAACCUUCCUCCCUCUCUCUCUCUCUCUCUCUCUCUCUCUCUCUGUGUCCUCUUCCUUUAAAUAACUUGGUCUUUGUCCACUCCAUUAAACACCAACUCUUCCUCUGAUUUCUUCACCUUUCCCGCCUGAGAAGAAAAUGGAAGACAAACUACAACUCCAUCUCCUAAACCUCGAAGAACCAGAGGAAGACGCACUCUCACUCUGUGACCUUCCCAUUCACGACCAAGACCCGGAAACCGAAACCGAACCCGGCUAUCAGAACUCUCCGGCACGCCCAGACCUCUUCGAGUUCUCCACCAACGCGAAACCUGGAACAAACCCUUCAACGGACAGAAUACUAUUCUGCGGCAGAGUCAUACACCGGAGAGAUCCGUUGCCCGGUGGGGUCCAACCAAAGUGGAGAUCGGAGUCUUUCAACAACUCCCAGACCUUUCACUCGGCUAGGUUGAGCAGCCCAGGCCGGUCAAGCUCUUUCCGGGCACCGGCAGCCGGGAGCUACCGGUACCAGAGCAGUGGGUCUAGGAAGCACAAGGUUUUGAUUGGGCUGACGAAGAUUCAGCCGAUGGACCUGAGCGAGAUAAGGAAGAGGCAAGGCCGGCGUACCCCAGCGCCGAUUGUCCCGGUUCCGGAUGAACCGGUGAUCGCCAGUGGUGGAAAGAGUCAUUGGGGCCUGCUUCGGCCGUUGAGGUGUAAAAGCCACCUGGCUAGAGUGUUGGCUAUAGCGUCUUUCGGUUGUUUCCCACUCAUGUGAUCGUGUGACGUGGUCCUCCCACGUGUGGGAAGAUGGCUCGGCCUGCUCAGUGCUCACGGAUGGAUUAAUUUACCUAAUUUUUUGUAUUGUUGGGAGGUCUUGUACAUUUGUUCAAUUUUUAGUUCAUUAUUUUUUCUUCUUAGGAUAUA
Molecule: messenger RNA, 1054 nt
Organism: Corylus avellana
Lineage: Eukaryota; Viridiplantae; Streptophyta; Magnoliopsida; Fagales; Betulaceae
Source: RefSeq, a predicted model, not a curated record